AUGCUAAUUUUUUUUUGUUGUUGUUUCAUUUUGUUUUCCUCCCUAUCCCAUGAUCCUACAGGAAGGGUGCAACAACUCUAUGGAAACCUUUGUUACAAUUCUAACAGCGGUUUGUUCGUGGCACACAAUCCGGCCAGGUGCUGUACAAGUUGUGCUGGGUCUUUUUCACCAGGUAGUAGAGAAAUAUUAAGCUUUUCAAAUUUUUACCACCAUGAUGAAUUUAUUAAAAGGAGAAUUUACCCUUUUGUAGAGCAUCCUACGGAUGAUCUAUGGUGCAACGAACCCAAUCUAACGCAGCGCGAGGCGCAGACGGGAAAAUACACACGGAUCAAUGUCCCACGCGGGGGAGGAAAUCCUCUGCAGAAUAAAUUAAAGGAAAAGCCGCUUUCGCUUCCUUCUCUUUUGCGCUUAGGGGGUUGGAAAAUUGUGCAGGGAUGUGUAGAAAUAGCCAAGCGCAGCCUACACAUCGGAGGAAGAAGGGUCGCCACUCGUGCACCUACGGAGGAACAAAGCCAAGCGGGUGAACAAAAAAGUGAAGAUAAAAAUUAUAACAAUAACUGUAAGAACUGCCACAAUGGCAACCACAACAGUGGCACUAGUAGUAAUGUUAUAACGGCGGGGGGGCUCUUCUCUCCUGGGUGGGCCAAGGGAGGGACCCCUUUAACGACAUUCGGUGAGAAAAAAAGGGAAAUGCUCCCAGGGGAAGAAUCACUCAUAAAGAGGAUAUUCACAAUUUAUAGAAGAGUACCGUAUGUGCAUCCCUGGUCUAAAGUCACUUCAAAAAAACAGACACGACGAUGUCUCGCAGAGUUUAUCAACUUAGACACAAGUCCAAAAGGGGAGAAGAAGGCAAGUGGAGUAGAGGGGAAAUACCGAGGAGAGACACCAAAUGAUUACCUAGUGGGUGAGAAGAACCGAGAGAAGAAUACAAAAAAUAUACACAUGCAAGAACCCAGUAAGUCAUCCGGCUACCAUGUGGAAUCUACACCAAGUAGAGACAUAAGCACAUCGUUGAAGUCACUAUUUCUAAACAGAAAAAAAAAGAAAGGAGAAAAAAAUAAGAGAAACAACCUUUCCAAGAAUAUUGGGCAUACAGCAGAAUUUAUAGAAGAACAAAAUCCUAUGGAUAAGUCUCCCCUUACGCAUAUCCUGGCUGACCAAAUGUUUAUAAGAACGAAAAAUCAGAUGACAUCCAUUCAGAUUAAAGGGAAUAAACUAAACAAUUUUAAGUACAAAAAUAUUUUAAUAUAUGAUUCCUUUGAAAAUUGUAAAGGGAAUAUCCUUGAGAAGGUCUCUGUAAAAGAAAUUUCACCUUUCUACAUAUUAACAGAAACUUUUAUGAUUAACAAACUGGGAAUGUUUUCCAUUUGCAUCGAAAGGGAAGAGCCAGAAUAUGUCGCAUUGUUAAAAAUCCAAAAGAACUUAAUUGAACAGAUAACACCAUUAAAUGAUGUAAGCACAGUAUCUGUAUUCAGCUGCAACCUCGGGGAAUCAUCCAUAUACAUUCCUGAAGAAAACCUGGUGAGGGUUGUAAAAAAAGUAGGAGAAAAUUUAUCACAAAAAACUUAUUCUUAUGAUAAUCUGGGUAAAGUUUUAAUGAAAGAAAUAAAAAUUUUGGCUUGCUCUUCCACCAAAAAUUAUGCUGUCUUCCUGGAAAUGAAUUAUAUAAUCGUUGUCAAUUCAAGCAUGAACACUGUAUACGAAGUUAUUUCACAUUUCUUGACUAAACCGGUUGGCAUAUUUCUAGACAACCACAUUAUAUAUGUCACAGACGCGGACAGGAAGGAUAUUUUCAGAUAUACGUCGGAGUAUAUACACCAGCAAAUCUCCUCUUCGUUGACCUUUCUGGACCAAACUGGGCAAAUCAGUCAUGCUAGCCAAAUGAGCGAAAUGGAGCAAGGGAUAGGGGAAAAGGGAGAAAAACUGCCAUCACCUGCGUAUCAUAUUCCAGGAAAAAAAAACGGUCGAUACAUAUAUGCAACAAAAAAAAAAAAGAGAGACUACCUCUCUCCCUUGGGGAGAAUCUUCCUGCAAGAUAAAGGAAAUGAACAUAUAGACUAUUUAAUGAACGGAGAAAAUUACCUAAUAGGCUACCCUGAACAUUUGUACAAAAUACGCAAAUACAAAAGACACAGGGAAAGGCUUAGAGGACUUUUGCCUAACAGUGUAACAUUGAUUUACCCAGCAGGAAUUGUUGUGGAUCAGGAGAAGGUAUACUUCGUAGACACAGCACUACAUAUGCUAUUUUGCUUUUCCUUGAAGGAAAAUAAAAUUAUCGAGACUUUUGGUUAUCUAAACUCUCCAGUUAUGAGCGACAAGGGAUUGAACAAACCUUUUUCCUUAUCCUUAUUUCAUGUGACUAAAUGGAAAAAGAGCCUCCUUUUUUUGAGCGAACUUUCUAGCUCUAUAAUCCUAAUAUUUGAAAUAAAUGAAAAUAUGCAAUUGUACUUAACAUAUGGUAACCUCCCACUUGACAUCGCUACCUCCAUUGUCGUGACGACAAAAUUCUUAAUCGUCUGUGGAUUAAAAAAAAGUAAAGAAAAUUAUGUGAACUAUGUUACAUAUAUAAAGAUUGAAGACUUGAGCGAGUUCGAAAUUGAGUACAACAAAUUUCCAUACACCCUACACUAUGGAAAAGUGGUAAAUAUGACACCCCUGAAAAAAAGUAGCAACAUAAAAAAGUUUACCCUUAGACAGUACGAAAAUAAAAGCACUAAAAAUAUCGAAACAGGAUUGCAUAUAGACAAACACAGUGGAAUAAUAAGUGGGAAGGUAAAGAUCUCGGCAUGGUUCCACAUGGAAAUAGUGGCUUACGAUUACUUCAAGAAGAACACCUUGAGUUUUGAAAACUUCAUCUCUUCAUGUCCUAAGGGAUUCUUCUUUAAGAAAAGGAAUUGUGUCCCUUGUCCAAUAGGGUAUUAUACUUCAAAUGCGCAUAGACUCCAAUGCUUGAGCUGUGAAAACUACAGAAAAAAUUCAACCACCUCUUACACUGGAUCCAUUUCCAGAAAUGAGUGUUUAUGUAAAGCUGGAUAUUACCUCGAUAACACAGAAAAGUUAUGCAAAAAAUGCCCGGCAGGCUACUAUAAGGAUCAAAUAGGAGAUUUCAAAUGUCAGUCUACAUGUGAAAAUAUGAAAAGAAGUAUUGUCGAAGGAGCAGCCAGUUAUGAAGAAUUAAAGUGUGCAUGCAAAGAUGGGUACUAUACCGAUGCUCAAUCCAAAUGUAUUUCAUGCUAUUUAAGCUCUUAUUGUAUUUAUAACCCAAACGUUCCUAUUUACAAAGCGGAUAUUAUUCCUUGUAAAAAAUACAUGGUAACUUUAAAAAGGGGAUCUGAUUCCCCUAAAGAUUGUAUCUGCUCCAUUGGUUAUUUCUACGAAAAUGAAACAGACACAUGCAAGCUUUGUGCCUAUGAUACGUAUAAACCAAACCCAGGCAAUGAAUCCUGCACACCAUUUGUAACUAAUCCAGGAUCCACACAAGAAUUUCUCCCCAAUGAAAAUUAUUUUGAACAUUCAAAUGUGUUUUUAAAAAAAACAUCUAACGUUAUUAUUUCCCCCAAGAAAGGGAACUCCUCUUUCCAUAGUGCCAAGUAUUGCGAAACUGGAUACUUCUACAGCAAGAAUAAGUCCAUUUGUUCCAUUUGUAGAUAUAACGGGUACUGCAAAGGUCUCCACAAUGAAGUUACUAUGUGCCCAAAGAAUUCAAUCACGGUCCAGUUAAAGAGUGUCAGCGCUCUAGACUGUUUAUGCGAAAAGGGAUAUGGGCGAAUAACCAUUCAAAAGCACAAAUCAUUCAAUAUAUUAUGUGUCCCUUGUCCUUACAACACUUUCCAGCCUCACCAUUCUUCUGGUGAAUGCAUUCCUUGCCCUCCUUACACCUUUACCAUUUCUCCAAUGUCCACUUCCAUCACGGACUGCUUGCCUCAAAAUGGCUACUACAACAUGUACUUUCAGUACAUAUACCAGCAUUCCAAGGAGAGGCUCGUUAGAAAUGUGCCUUUGUUUUUUCAGCAAUACCGUCGCUACGUGAACGAUCAGUACAGGAAGGGGAGAGAGGCGCAUCUUCCCAAAGGGAAGCCAAAAGCAAUUUUACAUGGAGAACAUAUGUGUAGAAUACCUCAUAAGCAUAAUCCUCUAUCACUACACCAUCUGACUAACAACCUGAUGGAGGGGGGAAGAAUCCAUUGGGGUCACGAGGAAAAUGAAAAAAAUUCCCAAUGCAAUUGGGGCAACAAUCCCUAUGCCACAACUGCCUACGAAAAAGACCUCACUAAAAAUGGAAUUCCCAAAAUAAGUAACAGCAUACGCAAUUUGAAAGGAACGUACAGCAACGCCUUCUACACGAAUUACUUCAAAAAUGUCAUUCUCAUGGAUACUUCAAAAAUGGCCCGUUUUAUACAGCAGGAGGGGUCCAUAUUUUCUUUAGAUAACUCACCAGUAGAGGAAAACAACCCUAAGAGGAUGCUUAAUGAUCAGAGUGAGCUACUUCAGGAAAGCACCAAAUGGGCAUCUUCAAAAAGGGAAAGUGUACUAAUGAAAGAUGGAAAAGAUGACCUACCCGAAAUAACGAGCGCUGAAGGAGAGUCGUCAGGGACACCCGGUGAUAGCAACUCAAAUUUAAAUGAAUCAAUUCUACUACUAGAAGAGGUGAAAGCGGUUGCACGCAAAUUCAACUUUAUAUCACAAAAGAGAAAGGACUUACUUAUGUUGAUAAAGUCAAGGGAAGAAACUUACAUAGAGAAUAAGGGAAAGGACAUAUCGUACGAAUGCUACGAAAUGGAAAGAGCAAUAGUUAUACAAAAAAAUGUGUAUGUAUCUAUCAUUCCAGAAAUUGAUCUAAUAAGUUGUCUUAACAGAUGUAUCUCAAAUAUAUACUGCACAGGAAUAGAAAUGGAUAGAACAAUUCCCCAAGGAAAGACAGACUUAUUUUUCUUCCUAAACAAAAGACAUGGGACGAAAAUUCUCCAUUUUUUCAAAUGCUAUUUAUAUUUUUAUGAAGAAAUUUCAUCAUAUUAUAAAAAGGAGACUUUGAAAAGAAUAGAAGAUAUACAAUAUUAUGAUGAUGCGAAUACGAUAACAGCCUGUGUGGUGCAAAAGAAUGAAAUGCUAGAGUUGUGGAAGAUCUACAAUCUUGAUAUAUGUCCAAAUAACUAUUAUUGUCCUGAAAAAUCAUUUAGAAAAAAAAAGUGCCCCUUAAAUUCAGUUAAAAAGAACUUCCAGGGAACUAUCAAAGAUUGCUUAUGUUCCCCAGGGUACUCGCUGCAGAAAAAUUUAAAUCUGUGUGUAGCAUGUGAGAAGGGAACUUACAAAGAUUCUACAUCAAAUGGAAAAUGCACCAAAUGUCCUCUGAACUUAACUACAUCUUCUGAAGCAUCGAGUUCCAAGUAUGACUGCGUUUGCAGAGAAGGCUAUUAUUUUCACGGACGAUUCAGCAUAAAAUUGGUGGACUUGAAAAUGGAGAAAGUUAUGAUUGAAGGUAUUAAAAAAACGAAAAAGAAUAAAAUUCUAUCUCUACGAAAUGGGAAAAACAAAAUGGAGGAUCUUUCUUUUCAAGUAAAGUCUGCUGGGAGAAGGCAAAAAUUCCACAAAAUGGUGCAAGCAAUUUUAGGGGAAAGUCCUCAAGGGGAGGGAGGGAAAAGGAGACAUGACGGGGGUGACAACACGAGUGUAAAUAAUCAAAACGAAGUGGCAUCUAUCGCCAAGGAGAGAAGCUUGAGUCAAAUGGGAGAUAUCCCGGUGCACGUUUCUCAGAGCCCGCAUGCAGUGCAAAGACAUUACAAUGCACCCUCCAGUUUAAAUUUUCUUUCCAAGAAACUUUAUGACAACGUGGACAAUUCCCCCUACGGAACGUGCAUUAAAUGCCCCGAUAAAAUGUUCUGUCCGGGAUUUUGGUUUAAAAAUUUCGAAAGGGAGCUUCAUCACCCUCCCAUAUUUUGUCCCAAGGGGUCAACCAUACCUAAGACGACCUUAGAAUCGACGGACAUGCACAAGUGCAUAUGCGGAAAAGGGUACAGCAUAAAUGUGAAAAAGAACCACUACAAUAGUGGAGGAAACAACGUAAAUGACAGAAGCGACAAAAAUGGCAGAUGGGGAAGUAGCGGCGAAAUGUGCGUGAAGUGUGAAGAGGGAUACUACAAAGACAUUGUGGAUAAUUCACCCUGCGCUGGGCUAUGCAUGGAAUUUUCCACUUCCUUCCAAGGAUCUAUCAGCAAAAAACAGUGCUUUUGUUCUAGUGGAAAAUAUAUGAUACAUGAGUCUUCCCACGAAAUGAAAUGCGUGAAUUGUUCCAAAGGGGCACUAUGCAUUGGUGGCUUGAAGUACAAGUCGCUAAAGAAUUUAAUCAAGGAUUCCAACUACACCGACAUAGAAAUUAACGACCAUGUUAUUCCAUUCCCUCAGAAGGGAUAUUUCGCUACCUUUGAAAUAAAACAUGAUGAUUUCGCAUGGUCACCGCUGAACUCCCUAAACCUUCAGAUAAAUAAUUACGAAAAAGGAGAUAUCAUAAUUAAAAACAAAAUUGCCAAAGAGCUAUUUGGCCGAAGGGCAAGAUAUCUUACUGUAGAGAGGAGUGAUCAGAAUGAUCAUCCAAAGGACAACAAAAUGGAAAUAAAACCGGGAAAUGAAAAACGACUGGGUUACGCCCCCAGUAAGGAAAGUAACUUACUAGUCGGAGUGGGAGUAACGCACAUCCUAGUUAACGAAAAAUUGGAAAAGCUGAAAUACAAAAAUGAAUAUUUAACUGUGGAAAGAAUUCCAGAUUUCCACUUGUGUCCAAUUAGUAAAAGGUGCGUAGGGGGUGUAGACAAUUUAUGUGCUCACGGAUCGGAAGGAUAUUUAUGUAACAACUGCUCAAAGAAUUAUGAUACGAUUUAUUUCAGAUCCCAAUGCUUUAAAUGUAAAAAGACAAAAACAGAACUGAUGAAUUUAUUGGCUAGGAAAAUAUUUUUCUAUAUGAUAGUAUUCUUUUUAAUAUAUUUAAAUUAUUUCUGCUAUGUAAAAAGGAACUUUGUAUUUAUGGGCAUAUUAAAAAUAUGGUAUUUUUUUAUCAUCUGUUUUUUGCCCUACAUUUAUAUAGUAGAGUCCAAUCAUAAUUCUCUAUCAAACCAUUUGUUCUACUUCCACUUCUUUAUCACUCUCCCUAUGAGAUUUCUCACUCAAUAUUUGAAGAUGAACUGCUUCAUGAACUCGUAUAGCAACCAACAGUAUAUACACAUAUGGUACAUCCAGAGGUACAUAAAAAUCGCGGAGCCCAUGAUUGACUGCGUUGUGUUAACUGCUAUCUUUUUAACUAUCUACCUGGUGUACACAUGGCUGAAGAGGAAGAAAAUUAGCACCGUAGAAAGGGUCAUUUCUAAGCAGAUUAACAAAGUACACUCCAAGGGGUACUAUCAGCACCGCUCCGACUUCUACUACCACUACUACCAAAAACAUGUUAUUGACACGAUUAAUAAUAAAAAAGGGAGGGAAAUUUUCUGGUUGCGGAAGUGGGAGAAUGCUUCUUUUGAGCGUGAACAUUCGUCCGGCGAGGAAGGGGGAAAGGAGCAGCAAAAGGAAAACACAAAACAAGGAAAGAAAAAACAAGAGAGGAACAAAAAUGGAAAGAUAACAAAAACACCUCAACGGAGUAGUAGCACAUUCAAUGGAAACAGUACACAAUGUGGUAGCAGUGCCCACAUAUCCACCUCAGACGACUCUUUUGGCAUCAGGAGAAUGGAGAAAAAAGAAGUAUCCUCUAGCAACGAAAAUCUGCACAAUUUUAAUGAAGAAUUUUUGCCUAAGGAUGAAUCAAAUUAUUCGGUGGAGGAAAACAUAGGAAAGGAUAAAUACUGGACGUACAUGUGUGCUCUUAAUAUCUACAAUAUUAAAGCCUUUGGAUUAUUCCGUUACAUACACCCAUCUAGCAUCAGCACGUUCAGUAGAAUAAAGCGAGUUCUGUCUGAUUUGAAAAUCCUCUACAUUGUCAUCUUAUAUAUAUACUUCCCAUUUACUCUUAUUAGCCUUUUAGAGCUGGUGUGGUGCCAACCCGUAAAGUACAAGAAUAAGACACCCAUCUUAAUUCUCUAUCACAUGCCUUCCCAAGUUUGCAACUGGAGGAAUAAAUUAUUUGCAACAGGAGUAAUAUAUUCUUCCGUCUUCUUUCUCAUGUAUUUAUUCUUAUUUAUCUUUUCGUUCUAUGGCACCUUGAAGAAUUUUAAAAUAUAUGGCUCGUAUUCAAAACGAGUGCGGAGUUACUUUCUCUUCAAUGGGUACAAUUACCAGAACAGGUGUUGGGACCUCUUUAACGUGGUCAAGGUGAUCUUCGUGGCAAUUUCCUUCACUUGUCAAUUGUACACCAAGAAAAUUCAUAACGCAAAAUAUUUCAUUUGUUGUUGCAUUGUGUUUAUCCUAAUUACAGAAGUUACUCUCAUUUUGAUGUAUUCCCCUUACGACAAAAGGUCGAAUAACAUUUUGCGCAAGUUAAGUUUGUUGUCUACCUUUUCCAUAUUGAUAACAUAUCUAAGUGUCCAGUUCAGCUUUUUCUUUAAUUUGCCCAUCAUGAACUCUUUGCCGUUCGUUUUAUUUGUAUACUUUCACCUCUAUAUGGGUAACAAAAUUGUACUAGAGUUUGCCAUUUACAAGAAUAUUUUUAAGAGGAAGGUGGAGGAAGAGGAUCAGCAAGACGUAGGGCGAGAAGCAGAGGGGUUGCUCAACGAGCAAUCCUUCUUCAAUUUUGGAAAGGAGAAAAGUAACCAGAAUGGGGCUUACCUAAACGCCCAUGCAGAUGAUAGGAUCACAAGUGGAACACACAACUCUUCCACCGAAAGGGAAGAAAAGAAGAAAAAAAAAACUUCUUUCUUUUUCUCCUUCCCUUACUCAUCUGGAUUGAAGAACUGCUACCUGUAUGAUCUCCUCCUACGCGUGAAUAAUAUCCCAUUUUAUUCCAUCCUUUUCAACGAAAAAGGGGAGGAGAUUUUCAUAUUUGAAAAGGGGUCCACCAAAUCGAAAUACGAAGAAAUAGUAAAGAAUGUAAAAAUGGACACCACGGACAGGCCUCACACAGGAGUAAUAAGCCUAGAUCUGCUACACUCAGAUUUGCUUUACUACAAUAUUAAUGAUCCCUCCAGACAGCCCCUCUCCAAUAUCAACUAUGUAAACCUGAAGAAGACAAGCACGAACUGGUCUCAACGUAUGGGUGAAAGAAAAUUAUCCAACAAUUAUGAACAAUGUUUAAGGAGAGAAAAAAAGUACUCCAAGGAAAAGGGCAACAACCUACAUGAUCACGAAGAUAGAGAAAAUUCAAGACGAGCCAUUCCUCCAAUUAAUGUAACUCAUUUUAUCAAUUGCCUCAUUGAAGCCAUAAACAUUCUUUUCGUUAAUCAGUCAUAUAACCAAAUAAACGUAGAAUGGAUCAGCUUCGUUACGAGAUUUUCUAUAUGCUUCAUACACUGGAUGAAGAACCACGACGAAAAUUUAUUGAAUCUCGUUCCAAUCAAUAAGAAACAAUUCGAAAGGAAAAAAAGAAAUCUCUUGUUUUAUUCCCUUUUUAGUUCCUACGCAGAAGUUUAUUCUGUGCGCUCCAUUAUUGGAGAUAUGGACAAGUUCGAGGGGAAAAAAAAGAAUUUCCUACAAGCGGAAAAACUAGAACAAUUUUACAUUUACCUGGAUGAAGCAAAGAAAGAAACCCCUCCAGCAAAACCAGUUAAUAGCCAAACUAAUGAUGAAGAAAAAUCCAAAUGUUACACUCCCCUAAAUUUUCUAGAUGAUGAAUUUUACAGAUGUGAAAAGGAUAUCAUUAAAUUACUUUUUGAUGAAAAUAUUUUUAAAAACUUGUCCAUCUCCAUCGUGGAAUUUUUCUUCUCAAUUUAUAUGAUUCAAUUUAUCGAAAGUAAGCGUCUCUCUAUUUUAAUUUUUCUCUUCUGCGAGAAGAAGAAAUAUUUAAGUAGGGAAAAGCAAUUCUUAAAAAUAAUCGAAGCCAGAAAAAAGGACAUCCAACUUAUUAUGUUCUCGCAGAACAACAAGCAGAUGUACGAUUUUGUGGAGAACAACUAUAUGAAUGAGUACAAUCAGGAUUUAAAAAAGAAAAUAAAAAAACUACAAAACUUAAUCCGAAAGAAGGAGAAGUCCUCUCUCAAAAGAGAAAAGGUGAAAAGCAUUACGCGUGCGCAGGGAAAUACGGCGAACAAAAUGAGCAACGCGAACGCGUACUUCGUUCAGACAUUGAAGAAGCUCCUAGAUGAUUCGUCUGCCACCACGCGGGGACACACGGGGGGCGCAAAGAGAAAGACCCAAGAGAGGACGCCAAACUAA
This is a messenger RNA of Plasmodium knowlesi strain H, 10287 nucleotides long. RefSeq names its product cysteine repeat modular protein 3, putative. Gene Ontology annotation, biological process: signal transduction. The record is from RefSeq and is a predicted model, not a curated record. Gene Ontology annotation, cellular component: cell surface. The transcript has 3 exons. Bases 1 to 10287 code for a protein of 3428 amino acids. Lineage: Eukaryota; Apicomplexa; Aconoidasida; Haemosporida; Plasmodiidae.